AUGGAGCCAUUUCCUGACCAAUUUAUGGAAUUCCAUCCAAUUCAUGGCACCAAUGUUCAACUGGACUACUCAGGAACCAAAGCAACCCGGGUGGAGAGCUUUGCUAACGCAGUAUGUUUCAGCAAAAACCCUCUGAAGCCCGGGGAGAUUUUUCUGAUAGAAAUUGAGGAUAAGGAGCUCGGCUGGUGUGGGCACCUUCGUGUUGGCCUGACAGCCAGGAACCCUCUAGACCUAGAGGUGGUACCUGAAUACUCCAUACCUGACCUGACAGAUGUAGGGGACAGCUGGAUUUUCGCAAUCACUCGCAACCAUAACAAAGUCAAAGAGGAGCCAGCAGCUGAGGGUCAGGGGGCCGGUGAGGAAGGACUAAAUGGGGGACACAGGCUCGGUAGAGGGGAGAAUGAAGGUGGAGCUGGACGUGAAGGAGAGGGAGAUGAAGGGGACAACAACAGCAAACCAAAGACCUUCUUCACUGACUCUCAUUUGUGCAUUGACAACAUUAAAAUCCCCAGAGAUAAGCUUGUGGGACGCAGCAGACCGGGACGUUUCAGCCACAUUUUAGAUGAUUUGUACAAAACCAACGCUCUACCUCCCACCGCCCGGCGAAGCAGGAUAGGUGUUCUGUAUGUUCCUAAAGGAAGAGAUGUGGCUGACAUGCACAUCAUCAUCAAUGGAGAGGACAUGGGAGCUUCCGCAAAGGGGAUCCCUGUAAUCCAGCCUCUGUAUGCUGUGGUGGACGUCUUUGCUGCCACUAAGUGUGUCCAAAUUGUCCAGGUGGAGUAUGGAUGUGAGUAUCUCAUUGAUACUUUAAACCACAGAUGAAUUGUCAAAUAAUGGGCUUUAAAGUGAUAAUGAUCCCAUACAGAUUUAUAUUUAUACAGAUUGACUACAACUCACCACCUCCUCCCAUUGUACAAAAGUGAGGCCAUAAUCUCUUUACUAGGUUACUGUUUGUCAACAGAGCUGUUAAUAAUGGAAUCAUACCACUUUUAAAAGUAUUUGACAGCUAACUAAACACAAACUUACAUUUGGAUUUAAAUCAGAUUGAAAAGAGCAGACUCUGAUGACAGAAACCACAAGUAUCAACAAUUCUUUGGCAUGUAUUUUGAUGUUAAAGUUUGACUCAUGUGCCAGCUGAUUAAUGGAGGGUUUCAUUUUUUGUGAUGUGUGUUUGUGUAAGUUACUUGUUAACAGCAAACAUUACCCAUCAGGGAUCCAGCCAAAUCAACCAGAGAACUUGAAAAAUGCUUGACUAUCAACUGACACAGACAGGAUCAGCUCUUUUGAUACUCUUGCUAAUUUAGAGAAACUCAACCCAAACAUCACUAGUCUAGGUUUAUGUUCUAUUUUGAAUACUAUACCAUCAGAAAGCCCGUACUCUUUCAGUCCACAGAUACCACACAUGUAAUAUCAUUGUCUUCUGUGCUCUGAUCAGCCAAUCAGCUUUUGAUGUACACUUAUAAAUGAUAAAUUAUAAUACUUUGGGGAUUUUAUAAUACUUUGAGUCUAAUCUUUCCUUAAUGAACUGAUUUGAAGUGUCCACAGUGAAGGGAAUGUGCUUGUUUUUGUCAACGUUGCUGUAUUUUGUCUUUUUUUUAAGAGCUUGCAACCCAAUCUGCUGUAAAGUGUUUUGCAAGUACAGGAAUCCAACCCAAUCCAGUUCAAUCAAACCUAAUCCAGCCCAACCCAAUCCAGUUCAAUCAAACCUAAUCCAGCCCAAUCCAAUCCGAUCCAAUUCAAUCCAGUCCAAUCCAAUCCAAUGCAGUCCAGUGAAGUCCUGUCCAGCCCAAUCCAAUCCAAUUCAAUACAGUCUUUUCUGAUCUAAUCCAGUCCAAAAUAUUUAUUUGGAUGGGUUUAUAUUUCUUUGUAGUUACUUUGUGUUUUUAUUCGUAUUCAUUUUUUUUAUCGUAAAGUUAGGUGAUAACUUUACAACUUUAUAUUUAUCAUCAUUAUAUUUAUUCAUACAUUCAUUUCCAAGGGGACAGUUUACAUCAGUCAACAUAUAGACAAACAGAAAUCCAUGAGUUAGCAGAGGGCCAAUGUUAUCAGCAGUCCCUUAGGCAUUGUGAAAUGGUGAGAAAGUUCUUUGAUGCAUUCAGUAAUCUAUUAACAGUUUCCUUAACUUAUCCUCAGUUUUUCUCCUCGUGCUCUCUGCUAAUCCACUGUUCUCUUUGUUUUUGGUGCUCCAGUCUCUUCUUUGCAGACGUUGUGUAGGAAAGCGAUCCAGAAGCACAUUGUCCACAGGAUGGCCAUCGACUGGUUGGAGCUACCAGAAGCCCUGAAGCACUAUUGCAAAUAUGAAUGAAGAAUACAGACUUGAGAG
Molecule: messenger RNA, 2323 nt
Organism: Xyrichtys novacula (pearly razorfish)
Lineage: Eukaryota; Metazoa; Chordata; Actinopteri; Labriformes; Labridae
Source: the annotation of a GenBank genome assembly